AUGAGUGAUGAAGAACGCCUCCAGCAGGAAGCUCGGCAGGUGCUGCAAACCAUAACUGCUGUGCUUUUCAGGGAAGAAGGUGAAUUCCAAGGCAUUCUGGAUAGAUUCAUGGAUGCCGCCGGACCGCAGGGCUCGGUCCCGGCAAAUGAUACUGUCAUCGAAGGUCUCAAAGGUUUAAGAUCGAUGAUCAGUCAUUGUCUCAGAGCCAAUUCAAAGUCUGUCCUGUGUGCAAAGACGACUUCCAAGUGGAUGAUGCGGUUGUCAGAAUACCUUGCCAGCAUACUUUCCAUGACGAUUGUCUCGUACCUUGGCUAA
Messenger RNA from Cryptococcus wingfieldii CBS 7118, 315 nucleotides. RefSeq lists its product as hypothetical. The coding region runs from base 1 to 315 and encodes 104 amino acids. The transcript has 5 exons. The record is from RefSeq and is a predicted model, not a curated record. NCBI's taxonomy places the organism in Eukaryota, Fungi, Basidiomycota, Tremellomycetes, Tremellales, Cryptococcaceae.